GUUUAUGAUGCACCUUUUUGUCGUAUGCCCCUUUUAUGGAAAGGGGGCAACAGGUGGCGGGGGAUGUUACGCCUACUGUUAGCAAGAUGUAAUAGAUUAAUCCAAUUAACACUGCUAUAAUACUAUACUUAUUACGGGUAUGUUAUAAAAUGGCUUCUCAAGAGGAGCUUGCGCUGGUGGAGGAUUGGAAUGCAGUGCAGGCGUCUGGCGAUAUCAAAAGGCGGCAGGCAUGGUUCGCAAAAGCGUUCACUUUCCUCAACCGUCCGGAACACAAGAACCACUGGUGGUGCUCCCAUAAGCAGAUCAUCCAGGCUCUCUCCGAGGUGCUUUUGUACGAGCAGCAGCCGGUGGUUCGGGCGCUGUGGGGUGAGACCAGCCGCCAGCUGGCGGAGUGCUCCGAAUGCAUCCGGCACUACCGAGCAGCGCAGCCGAGCUACACAACCUCCCUGGAGCACAAAAAGGCCCGCACGCUUCUAGACGUCCUAGCACGUCGCGACGCAGAGCGCGUCGCCAGCUGGCUUGCAGAAGCCGAAAUAGCACAGCAACUGCACCAACAGCAACAGGACCCAGAUGGCGUAGCAGCAGCCUGGGUACCGCCCCAAAAGGUGGUCUUGGGCCUCUUCGAGGCGCUUUCGCACCCGCAGCUGCUGGCGGAUGCUGACGUGGCAAGGCGGCUGGUGGAGGCGCUGCGGGUGCUGGCGAGGGAAGUGACCCCUGGGUCGCUGUCGGCGGAUCUGGCGGAGGGCGGGCGGUUCCCGGGGCUGUACCUGCUGGCGGGGCAUCCGGAGGAGUGGGUGCGGUCGCUGGUAGUCCCGGCCAUCCAGCGGCUGGGACCCAUACCCACAUGGGAGGAGGCCCAGGAGGCGCAGCUAGAUGCCGUACUGACGCAGUGGACGAAACAGAUGCGUCGGGAGCUGGCGCCACUGACCCAUGGGUCACCGCCGCCGCCAGCGUCUACGACGGGUCCUGGCGGGCGGCCGCUGUUCGUACAGCCGCUGGAUUCCCUGUGGCUGGGGCUGAAGGUGCUGCUGCAGGCGUUACAGCCGCCAGCCAUGAUGGGCGCUCUGGCGGCGGCGCCAGACCUGCCGUCGGCGCUGUUUGCGCACGUGCUGACGUGGCGACAGCGCGCCGCCGACGGCGCCGCUGCGAAGGCGGCAGGUACGACAGCGGAAGCCGCGGCGCCGCAACCGCCAAGUUCUUUUCGCCAUUUGCUUGGGUGUCUGAUGCCUUUGGCCCGGCGGAUGAGCGGCGGCGAGCUGACGGCGGCGUGUACGGCAGCUUUGACGGCGGCGGCGGCAGUCGCUGGUAGCGGCAACGGCGCUGACGUCGAGCCCGGUGUGGUUGCUGUAACGGCCGCACUUGCUGACGCUGCAUCCAGUACUACUGACGUCUCUUUCCACAAGCUCAUCACGGACCUAGGCGGCCUGCUGCUGGGGGCCCUGUGCCGCGACCCAGCUAUCCCGUCUCGACCCCUACGACACAUCCUGCACCUUCUGCUACGGCAAAUCCACGGCGCCUCCUUCGCAUUGCCGUACAACGGCGGGGCAUACGUGCCGUACAAUGCGCUGUGCCGUGCAACCGCCGCCCUGGCGGCGUUUAGCGGCGUGGCGGCGGCGGUUGGCGGCGGCGGUGGCCGUUGUCCUGCGUUCGCAUCGGACUUGUACGGGCAGGCUGCGGUACAGGCGGUGAUGACGCUGCCGGCGCCUCCGGGGGGUGCAGCCGCGGCGGCGGCGGCAGCAGCGGCUGCCGCCGCGGCUGCAGCGGUGUCUCCUGCAGGGGUGUUGGAGAGACGCAUGGUUGAGGGCGCGGCUGACGUGCUGUGUAUUGUACUGCAGGCAGAUGCGACCGCUCUAGCGGCGGUCCUGGACCCCUCACGAGCCGUCAACGCCGGGUUUCCCGCCACUCCCAACCCCACCGCCGCCAGCAGCCGCCGUCGCAUCUGCCCCGCCGCCGCUGACGCCCUCGCUGACCCUUACGACGACAUUCGUACGGCAACAACCACCCUAACCACCAACAACGCCGUGACCAGCAUCGCAACACCCGCCUCUCUGGGAGGCCUUGCCGUCGGCGCCGCUGCCAGCGGCGCCACCACUGCCGUCGCCACCGCUGCUUGCGAGCGUGCCUUGGCCACCCUAGACAGCUACUGCUGUACCCCCGCUGCUUACCUGGCAGUGGCAGGGUGCCCCCAUCCGACGGUGGCGCUAGCGCUUCUGCUGGCAGCGGGGCAUUUGGCGGAGGUGGACGGCCCGACGGCGGCGGCGGCGGGAGCGAUGGGUGAGGAAGCUGACGGUGCCGGUGGUCCGACUUCGUCGUCAUCGUCCUUCCUGGCGGCGACUCAGUGGCCUGUACGGCCGAGGCUAGAUGGGCCCAACGGUUGUGCGGUUGCCGUACGACAAUGCCCGGGGUUGCUUUUGGAGCAGUUGCGACAGGCAGCGGUCGUACACCUGCAGCGAGCAGCGGCUGAGGCGCACGUGCUAGGCAUCGCAGCGGACCGGCUGCCCGGCGGCCCGCUGGCGCCGCUGCCGCCUCCGCGCGCCGACCUGCCGCCGCCUGCUGACGUGGCGCGCGACGUGGCGGCGCGGACGGAGGGAGCGGCGCUGUCGGCGUUGCUGCGGCUGGUGUGCGGAGCGCAUGCGGGGCUGCGGUCUGCAGCAGAGGCGGCGCUAGUAUCCCAC
Astrephomene gubernaculifera is the source of this 2675-nucleotide messenger RNA. Lineage: Eukaryota; Viridiplantae; Chlorophyta; Chlorophyceae; Chlamydomonadales; Astrephomenaceae. The record is from the annotation of a GenBank genome assembly.